AUGGAGUAUGCAUCAUACAAAAGACACCAACAACCGACAUCAUUAGUUGAGACACGUCUACAAGAAUUUACUACUCAAUUAGAUAAUUUUUUUAAACAUUCUAACCAAUCAUCUGAAAUUUUAAAUGCACUAUUUGAACAAUAUUGUCCAUCGUCAUCAUCAAUAUAUGAAUCCAUUAUAUAUGUUUAUUCGAAUUCAUUAAACAAGCCAAAAGUAAAUAAAUUAUUAAAUAAAACAAUUGAAUAUUUACAUUUAAAUAAUGAUGAAAAUCUUCUUAAAACUUCAUAUUAUUUAAAAGAACUAAAAUUUAAUGAACAAACAGAACAAUGUAAUUUAUUACAUAAUGCUAUUAUAAAAAAUUAUGAAAAUAUAUUUCAAUUAUUACUUAAAUCUGGUUUUAAUCCCAAUAGUUUAUUAUCUGAUCGUAAAACACCUUUAUCAAUAUGUGUUGUAACGAAUACUAUUGAUCCAAGAAAACGUUUGGAAUAUAUUCAAUUAUUAAUUGAACAUGGAGCAAAUCCAAUCAUACAAGAUGUUAACAAUUCUUCACCAUUCAAACGUCUAUGUGGAAUGGAAUCAAACUAUCCAAUUGUGUAUAAUUUCUUUCGUGAUUAUCUUCUUUCCGUCUAUCCUGAACAGAUUGAAUUUGAAUUUAAUGAUGGUCUUCAAAAUGGUCUUUACAAUUUUUGUGUACCUAUUGUUAUUGAUCUUCUUGAACAUGGUGCUAUUUCAAAUGCAUUCAAAACAAUUGAUUCAUUUGAAUAUUUUUUAUCUCAAAUAGCUUCAACUAUUUUUAAAGAACGUCGUUCAAUCUCAUAUAUUGAUCCAUUUAUUUUAUGUUUAAUACAAAUCAUUUUACAUCAUAUUCCAUGUGAAAAUUAUUCAAUAUGUAUUCAAAAAUUUUUUCAAUUAAUUUAUGUACCUGGUGUUUGUUUUGAAACAAAUAAUGAUCCAUGUAAUCAUCCAUCAAUGACAAAUGUUAAAAAACUUUUAUAUGUAUCUUUUCAUUAUGGAUAUUUAACAAAGAUAAUAGCUAAUAAAAUUCGUACAAACGAUCUUUCAAAGAUAUUAACAAUGUCUAUGCAAAAUUCGUUAAUAUUACAAACAAAACGUCGACAAUUGAUUGAUACAUUAAAUCAAUAUUUUGAUGAAUUAACAAUGAUAUAUCAUGAAAAUCCUCUAUCAUUAAAACUUUUUUCAAUUAGAAAAAUUCGUCAAUCGAUGAUUAAACUUAAUCAAAAAAAUAUCGAACAAUUAAAUAUAAGUCGACAUUUAAAAAAUUCACUAUUAUUAAAACAAUAA
Messenger RNA from Rotaria sp. Silwood1, 1302 nucleotides. NCBI's taxonomy places the organism in Eukaryota, Metazoa, Rotifera, Eurotatoria, Philodinida, Philodinidae. The record is from the annotation of a GenBank genome assembly.